UCAAAACCUCCGUCCAAAAGUCAACUCCCCUUCCUCCCUUUAUCACCAUUUUCACCUCUUCCAACUAAACCCCCAUAUAUAUCCUCCAAUCCUCUUACUUCUAGUUUUCUUCCUAAUUAUUUCAUUUUAUUAUAAGUUUUUUUUUAGUUUUAUUAUGGGUAACGGAGUCGGCAAGCUGACCGUUUGCUUCACCGGAACAGCCGACAUCCUUCACCGCCGGAAAGAUCUAACCGCCGUUAUCUCCGACCCGUUAGACGACCUGGGUCACUCCUUCUGCUACAUACGACCCGAACAAUACCAAAUCUCAUCCUCCAAAGUCCACAGUGAAGAAACCACAACGUUCCGGUCAAUCUCCGGCGCCGCCGUCUCCGCCAACACCUCCACCCCACUCUCCACAUCAUUCCUCGAUGUUUACUCUUACAACACAAUCGAUAAAGCUUCCGCCUUUGAAAGCUCCACGUCUUUCUCUUCAAUUGCACUUCAACCCCUGCCCCGAAACUCCAUCAAUUCGGGUCCUUUAAACGGUUUUUCAGGUGGGUUUUCGGGUCCGAUUGAACGUGGGUUUUUGUCGGGUCCGAUGGAAAGAGGGUUUCAAUCGGGUCCGAUUGAUAAGGAUCAGUUCCAAAGAAGCUUUUCACAUGGGGGUUUUGCUAGGUUGAGAAAGGGGAGUUUAAUUCGGGUUAUUCGACGGGCGAUUUCAAAGACGUUUAACGGGCAGAAUUCGAGCGUUGCACCGAUGAAAAAUGUUGCUAAUUUGAAAGAUCAUGAUUGGAUGAUUGAGAGGAAUAAUGAACUGACAGUUAGUAGUGUGAAUUUGAGUAGUGAGGGUAGCUUGUUUGAUGAGGAUGGUGAGUGUUUGAAUGGGAAUAAGAGUCAGAAUCUUCAAUGGGCACAGGGGAAAGCAGGGGAAGACAGAGUACAUGUGGUGGUUUCCGAGGAGAAUGGGUGGGUUUUUGUUGGGAUUUAUGACGGGUUUAACGGUCCGGAUGCACCGGAUUUUCUGUUGUCGAAUUUGUAUGCAGCUGUGCAUAAGGAACUCAAAGGGUUGUUGUGGGAUGAUGAUCAAGUGGAUUCGUCCGAUUCCGUUAAGCAAUCUUUAGAUGAUGUUGACUCUCUUAUUAACGACGGAAUGAAAAAGAAUCGGUUACCGCGGUAUGUGCAUCAGCAGGAGAGUCACCCGUGUGUAUCCGGGGAUGUCGAGGUAAAAACGAGGGGGAGGGUUAGGAAUCGUGGUGUGGCGAAGAAAUGGGAGGAGAAUCAAAGGAGGUGGAAGUGCGAAUUCGAUAGGGAAAGAUUGGAACUUGAUAGACGGUUAAGAGAAUACAUGAAUUCUAACGGGUCGAAAUCUGUUAAUCAUUCGGAUGUUUUGAAAGCUUUGGCUCAAGGGUUAAAGAAGACGGAGGAGGCUUAUUUAGAUAUUGCAGACCAGAUGCUUGUUGAAAAUCCUGAACUGGCUUUGAUGGGCUCUUGUGUUCUUGUUAUGUUGAUGAAAGGGGAAGAUGUUUAUGUGAUGAAUGUUGGCGAUAGUCGAGCCGUUUUAGCUCAGAAACCUGAGCCGGAUAUAUGGAGACAAGAUCUAGAAAAGAUACAUGAAGAAACAUGGUACGAUCUCGAGGUUUUCGACGCUGAUAUUGCUACCACAGAUCCGAGUUUAACCGCGUGUCAGCUUAGCAUAGAUCAUAGUACCUCUAUCGAAGAGGAAGUUCAAAGAAUAAAGAGUGAACACCCUGAUGACGACAGCGCAGUGAUGAAUGACCGUGUCAAAGGCUCAUUGAAGGUCACUCGAGCUUUCGGUGCAGGUUUUCUUAAGCAGCCAAAAUGGAACAAUGCACUACUAAAAAUGUUCAGAAUAGAUUACGUCGGAAAUGCUCCAUACAUAAACUGUCUCCCAUGCCUUCACCAUCACAGAUUGGGCCCGAGAGAUCGAUUUUUGAUAUUAUCCUCUGACGGUCUUUAUCAGUAUUUCACAAACGAGGAAGCUGUAUCUGAAGUCGAGCUUUUUAUUCAAUGGUCACCCGAAGGCGAUCCAGCUCAGCAUUUAGUAGAAGAAGUUCUGCUUCGUGCAGCCAAGAAAGCUGGUAUGGAUUUUCACCAGUUGUUGGAAAUACCACAAGGGGAUCGAAGGCGUUAUCAUGAUGAUGUCACAGUAAUCGUGAUAUCACUAGAAGGACGGAUAUGGAGAUCCUGCGUGUAAUCGACACACACUGUAAACAUAUAAAUCCAGAAAUAAAACAGUUUUAUUACAUGAAAAUAGCUAGAUACUUGAGGCCAAUUGUUCAAUAUGGGAAGUAGAAUAUGUACAUGUGUAAAAACUUUAUUAUUCCAUGUAAUAUCAAACUGUCAUACCAGAAUUGCAAAUAUUCAAAUAAACAACUUUUGUUACAACAA
Molecule: messenger RNA, 2388 nt
Organism: Helianthus annuus (common sunflower)
Lineage: Eukaryota; Viridiplantae; Streptophyta; Magnoliopsida; Asterales; Asteraceae
Product: probable protein phosphatase 2C 23
Exons: 4
Coding region: 155-2194 (679 amino acids)
Biological process (GO): protein dephosphorylation
Molecular function (GO): protein serine/threonine phosphatase activity
Source: RefSeq, a predicted model, not a curated record